AUGGGAAAUGGAACAGCAGUGAAGGAAUUCAUCCUACUGGGCUUUGCCAGCGUUCCCCAUAGCCGGAUCCUUCUUUUCACAGUCUUUCUGGCCAUCUAUGUGGUGACCCUCACAGGGAACAGUCUUAUCAUUGGGGUCACCAGCAUUGACUCACGGUUGGACACGCCUAUGUACUACUUCCUCCGCAACCUUGCAGUCAUUGACAUUUGCUAUAUCUCUAGCACGGUGCCCCAGCUGCUGGUCCAUUUCCAGAGCCGUACUCAGACCAUCCCGCUGCUGGCCUGCGCCACCCAGAACUAUGCCUUCUUUGCCUUUGGUGUUACUGAAUGCUUCUUGCUGGCUGUUAUGGCCUAUGACCGCUAUGUGGCUAUCUGCAACCCCCUGAACUAUAUGCUAGUGAUGGGACAUAGAGCAUGUGCGAAGAUGGCUGCUGCCUCGUGGAUCCUGGGCUUCCUGCAUUCAGUGGUCCUCACAGUGUAUACCUUCCACGUGCCUUUCUGCAAGUCCAACCGCAUUGAUCAUUUCUUUUGUGAGGCCCCACAAGUGCUCAAGUUGUCCUGUGCUGAUACGUACAUCAACGAACUGGUCAUCUUUGCUGUAGCUGUAAUGGUCCUCAUUAUCCCUCUCUCCCUGGUCUUUGUCUCCUACACCCGCAUUGUGGCAACCAUCAUGCGCAUGAGCUCAGCAGCUGGGCGCCGGAAGACCUUCUCUACCUGUGCUUCACACCUCACGGUGGUCUCCCUUUUCUAUGGGGCAGCCAUUUUUAUGUACAUGAGGCCCCGUUCCACUCACUCAGCCCAGCAAGACAAGAUGAUCUCCCUCUUUUACUCAGUUAUUACUCCAAUGGUCAACCCUAUGAUCUACAGCCUCAGGAACAAGGAGGUGAAGGGGGCAGUUUUCAGAAUCCUGGGGGGGAAAGUAAAUUCCUAG
This is a messenger RNA of Elgaria multicarinata webbii, 930 nucleotides long. RefSeq names its product olfactory receptor 10A7-like. Gene Ontology annotation, cellular component: plasma membrane. The record is from RefSeq and is a predicted model, not a curated record. The transcript has a single exon. Gene Ontology annotation, molecular function: G protein-coupled receptor activity; olfactory receptor activity. Gene Ontology annotation, biological process: detection of chemical stimulus involved in sensory perception of smell; G protein-coupled receptor signaling pathway. Bases 1 to 930 code for a protein of 309 amino acids. Lineage: Eukaryota; Metazoa; Chordata; Lepidosauria; Squamata; Anguidae.